This is a messenger RNA of Ochotona princeps (American pika), 1046 nucleotides long. RefSeq names its product N-acetyltransferase 9 (putative) (gene NAT9). Gene Ontology annotation, biological process: protein acetylation. The record is from RefSeq and is a predicted model, not a curated record. The coding region runs from base 34 to 741 and encodes 235 amino acids. Lineage: Eukaryota; Metazoa; Chordata; Mammalia; Lagomorpha; Ochotonidae. Gene Ontology annotation, molecular function: N-acetyltransferase activity. The transcript is spliced from 7 exons.
CGAAGAGGAGGAAUCUGCCUACCGCACUCAGGGAUGAGGGAGACUGGAGUUGGGGGCGCAGAGGAGAGCUGCAAACAGGUGGAAGGCCGGGCUGCGGUUCCUGGUUGGAGGCUGGUUCCAAUGAGGUUGAAUCAGAACACCUUGCUGUUGGGGAGGAAGGUGGUCCUGGUGCCCUACACCGCGGAGCAUGUGCCCAGGUACCACGAGUGGAUGCAGUCUGAGGAGCUGCAGCGUCUGACCGCCUCGGAGCCGCUGACCCUGGAGCAGGAGUACGCCAUGCAGCGCAGCUGGCAGGAAGACGCGGACAAGUGCACCUUCAUCGUGCUGGAUGCCGAAAAGUGGCAGGCCCAGCCCGCUGCCGCCGAAGAGAGCUGCAUGGUGGGAGACGUGAACCUCUUCCUCACAGACCCGGGAGACCCCACCCUGGGGGAGGUGGAGGUCAUGAUCGCAGAGCCCAGCUCCAGGGGCAAGGGCCUGGGCACUGAGGCUGCACUCAUGAUGUUGUCGUACGGAGUGACCAAGCUGGGUCUGACCAAGUUUGAAGCUAAAAUUGGACAAGGAAAUGAACCGAGUCUCCGGAUGUUCCGGAAACUUCACUUUGAGCAGGUGGCUGUGAGCAGCGUCUUCCAGGAGGUGACACUCAGGCUAACCAUGAGCGAGCCUCAACAGCGGUGGCUGCUGGAGCAGACGAGCCACGUGGAAGAGAAAUCCUACCGGGACAGGUUGACAGAGUCCUGCUGACCUGGGCCACCUCUGCCACAGCUUAGAGCCCUGUGUGGAAACCAUGGGGGCCUUCGGGGCCAGAACGCUCUGUGCCCACGUCCUACUAGGAUCACCUUCCUGGACUCAACGAACUGUCUCUGGCACUCCUGCACCAGCCAGCAAUGUGGCUGAACACAUCAGGGUCGUGCCCUCCUUCCUCCUGGCCAAACUGACUCAGACUCCAGGAACCCAGGGUGGCCGCCAGGAAUCCUGAGCAGUCGGGGAGGGCAGGGGUGAAGGCAUUGUGGGGAAUGGACAGGCCUGUCUCCUUCACUGGUCAGAGU